Messenger RNA from Stylonychia lemnae, 945 nucleotides. Lineage: Eukaryota; Ciliophora; Spirotrichea; Sporadotrichida; Oxytrichidae. The record is from the annotation of a GenBank genome assembly.
AUGUCUGCUUUUGCCAAUCAAGCUUUAAUCAGGAAUAAUGACUAACCUCUUCUCAUUUUUGAAAUCAAGGGAAAUGAGAUAGUUCAGUUUAAAGACUAAUUAUUGAUUAGAGUAGGAGGAUUUGGUGUGAUGAAGCCUAUGAGAACGCCAACAUAGAAAGAAAUUGGGCCGAUGGGCCAUCGAGAUUAGGACAUAUGCUAUAGUUCGACUGUAGAAAGCUAUUAUAUUGACAACCAAGGAUUUUUAAAGGGUCCGCAUUUUGGAGAACUAAAUGAAUGCAGAUAAGACUGCUCAAUAUCCAUCCAGGGGAAACACUUAUAUGUUUAUGGGGGCUCUAAGUACGACAGCAAAAGCAAAAAGUUGCUUUCUGUAAAAUCAAUCGAGAGCUAAGAUAUAAACAACCCACAAAAGCUAUUUAAACUUUUCAAAGUAAAAAGAAUUUCACAGUUGGACAAGAUCCGAUCAUUGAUCCCGCUAGAUGAUAGUUCAAUUUUGAUCUUUGGGUAAAAAAGCAAGGAAGCUUGGUCAAAAGGGAAAAUAGUUUCGUCAAGCACAGAAUUCUAAUGCUUCACUGUUUAAAUAAAUGAUUAAGAAGAGGAGAAAAAGAAUGAUCAAGAAAUUAAAGUUAUCAGAGAGAUUCCAUGGUCAACUGCUAGUUUAAAUUAGAAGAAGUACAAUAUUGAUGAAAUGCAAGCCUAUUCUAACUUUUAAGAUGUUAGAAUUAUAGGUAAGGAUGUAUAUCUUACGAAUUGCUAUGGAUUGUGCAAAGUUUCAUUGGAUUAAUAGUACCUAACAUUUAUUGCUUGCCCUGAAAUUUGCUGCGAAAUAUAGGCAUAUCAAUUGGAGCCUGAAUUCGGUUCUUCCAAAAGGGGUUCAGAUAAACCAUUUUUAGCUAUGAAGAAGACAGUUACUGGAGCUAAGAAAGCUAAGAAGAAAUCUAAAUGA